UUUUACUUCACUACCAGCGAAGCUGCAACGGAGGAGACGAGGAGCCAGAAGGAGCAACGAAACAAGCCUGGAAUUUACCUCGCACAUUAAAAAAAAAAAGGAAAGAAGAGUCCUCCGUCUGUCAUCCCAUGCUCCUGUAGUGUAUUCCCUCACAGAGUGUUGGAGAUAUCAUGGAAACUGAAUGAUGAGGAGUUUGUGGCUGGACAGCAGCUGACGGACUGAACCAUGGAUCAGUUUCCCUCGCCCUUCGGAGGGGGGUCGGAUACAUGGGUAAUAUCUGUGGACGAGAGAGCCAAACAUGACCAGCAGUUCCACAGUUUGACGCCCACACCUGCUGGCUUCAUCACAGGUGACCAGGCAAGGAAUUUCUUUCUGCUGUCAGGUUUACCUGCCCCCAUCCUCGCACAGAUAUGGGCCCUGGCCGACAUGAACAACGAUGGGAAGAUGGACAUGCAUGAAUUUUCCAUCGCAAUGAAGCUGAUUAAAUUGAAGCUGCAGGGUCACCCCCUCCCUCCUUCACUGCCCACCUCCAUGAAGCAGCCACCCCUCUCCAUACCCCCGCAGCCCCCUUUUGGGAUGACCAGUAUGGGGGCAAUGCCAGGUCUGCCAGCGGUGCCACCCAUGCCCCUGCCCCCAGGAGUGCCGGGAGUAGGCGUGUCUCCACCACUGGUAGCAUCAGUGACCCCAGCGGUACCAUCUCUUGCUAAUGGAGCGCCCGCUAUGGUACAACCCAUGAGUGGAUUCUCACAUCCAGCUUCGUUCAAUCGUUCCAGUAUCAAGCUACAGAAGGGCCAGUCUGUAGAGGCACCCAGUGCUCCGGCUGCUCCUCCGCCCACUGACUGGGCCGUGUCUCAGUCCUCUCGGCUCAAGUACCGCCAACUCUUCAACAGCCAUGACAAAAUGAUGAGUGGUUAUCUCACAGGUCCACAAGCCAGAACUAUUCUAAUGCAGUCCAGUCUACCGCAGACCCAGCUGGCAACCAUCUGGAACCUGUCAGAUAUAGACCAGGAUGGAAAGUUGACUGCAGAAGAGUUUAUUCUGGCCAUGCACUUAAUUGACAUGGCCAUGUCCGGUCUGCCUCUUCCGCCUUUAUUGCCCCCUGACCUCAUACCUCCGACAUUCAGGAGAGUGCGUUCUGGUAGUGGAGUGUCUGUGACCAGUAUACACUCGACAGACCUACGGUCUCAGGAUGAGCUGGAGGAGGAGGAAAAAGAGGCAGAGAAAAAACUUGCAGUCACAUUCGAGGAUAAGAAACGAGAGAACUUUGAGCGUGGAAACCUGGAGCUGGAGAAACGUCGGCAGGCAUUGCUGGAGCAGCAGAGGAAAGAGCAGGAGCGACUGGUGGCCCUGGAGAAAGAGGAGCAAGAGAGGAAGGAGAGAGAACGACUGGAGCAGGAGAGACGCAGACAGCAGGAGCUGGACAGACAACUGGAGAGACAGAGAGAGCUGGAGCGACAGAGGGAGGAGGAGAGACGCAAGGAGAUCGAGAGAAGAGAGGCUGCUAAGCGGGAGCUGGAGCGUCAGCGGCAGUUAGAGUGGGAAAGAACACGCAGACAGGAACUGCUCACCCAGAGAAACAGAGAGCAGGAGAACAUCAUCCUGCUCAAAGCACGCAAGAAAACACUUGAGUUUGAACUGGAGGCCCUGAAUGAUAAGAAGUCACAGUUGGAGGGUAAACUGCAGGACAUUCGUUUCCGUCUCUCGGCUCAGAGGCACGAGAUCGAGAGCACCAAUAAGACGCGAGAGCUCCGCAUUGCUGAGAUCACUAGCCUGCAACAGCAGCUGCAGGAGUCUCAGCAGUGGUUGAGUCGGUUGAUUCCUGACAAACAGUGUCUGAAUGACCAGCUGAAGCAGGUUCAGCAGAACAGUCUGCACAGAGACUCUCUGUCUAGUCUUCAGAGGGCCAUUGAAAUGAAGGAAUCCACCAAACAGCAGCUGAGAGAACAGCUGGACGCUGUGGAGAAGGAGACACGUUCUAAACUAUUGGAAAUAGAUGCCUUCAACACACAGCUGAAGGAGCUAAGAGAAAUCCACAACAAACAACAGAGGCAGAAACAAAAGGAGCUGGAGGCUGACAUCACCCAGCCGUCACAUAACAGGAUGUCCACAGAAUUGCAAGAGUCUAGGUUGUCAGGGACAGAAGAUGGCCUGUCUCCUGCAUGGAGAGAUGAUGGGCUGGGUAAAGCGCCCACUCCUCCUGCGUCUCAGGCUUGGAUAAGCCAAGUGAGUGAAGAGGAGAACCACAGCAUUAGUUUGAGGGCUAGCGCUGCUUCUAGUUCCACCCCUAAAUUGGGUUCCCAUAUGUCAUCCGCUUCUUCAUCGACCACAGCCACACCCAUGCAGCCAGUCUCCGCAGAGUCUGCAUCAAUAGCCCCGCCCUCCUCAGCCCCUGCCCCUCCAGGCCCUGCCUCCUCCUCUUCCUCAACAUCCAGUAACUGGGCAGAUUUCAGCACUACAUGGCCAACUAAUUCCGCUGUGGAGAAGCAGGACAGCGAUGGAUGGGAUGCAUGGCCAACCCAGCCCACUCAGCCGUCCCUGUCAGUGCCCAGUGGAGGGCAGAUCAGACAACGCUCUGCUUUCACCCCGGCAACGCUCUCCGGCUCCUCACCCUCACCUGUGCUCGGCCAGGGUGAAAAGGUGGAGGGUCUGCAGGCGCAGGCUUUGUAUCCAUGGAGAGCCAAGAAAGACAAUCACCUAAACUUUAACAAGAAUGAUGUGAUCACCGUACUGGAGCAGCAGGAUAUGUGGUGGUUUGGGGAGGUUCAAGGGCAGAGAGGAUGGUUCCCCAAAUCUUACGUCAAACUCAUCUCUGGGCCCGUCCGGAAAUCUAUGAGUAUUGAGUCUGGCUCUUCGGACAGCCCUCCCAGUGUUAAGAGACCCAGCCCAUCUCCAAACAAACCCACAGAUCUUGGAGAAGAGUAUGUGGCCAUGUAUACAUAUGAAAGCAGUGAACAGGGUGAUUUGACCUUCCAGCAAGGGGAUGUCAUCACGGUCACAAAGAAAGAAGGAGAUUGGUGGACCGGCACUGUGGGCGGGAAGACCGGAGUCUUCCCCUCAAAUUAUAUCAAACCUAAAGAAUCUGAGGGUUUGGGAUCUGCUGGAAAAACAGGAAGUUUAGGGAAGAAACCAGAGAUUGCCCAGGUGAUUGCUCCUUACACAGCCACCGGGGAAGAGCAGCUCACCUUAGCACCUGGCCAGCUCAUUCUCAUUCGCAAGAAAAACCCAGGAGGGUGGUGGGAAGGAGAACUUCAGGCAAGAGGAAAGAAGCGUCAGAUUGGCUGGUUUCCAGCUAAUUAUGUGAAAUUAUUGAGCCCCAGCACCAGUAAGACCACACCCACAGAGCCCAACCCACCCAAGCUGCCAACACCCAAUGCAGUGUGCCAGGUGAUUGGCAUGUAUGAUUAUACGGCUCAGAACGAUGAUGAGCUGCCUUUCGGGAAGGGCCAAAUCAUCAAUGUUUUGAGCAGAGAGGAUCCUGAUUGGUGGAAGGGAGAGCUGAAUGGUUCUAUUGGCCUUUUCCCAUCAAACUACGUCAAGCUGACCACCGACACAGACCCCUGCCAACAAUGGUGUGCUGACCUUCACCUGCUCGACAUGCUGACCCCAGUGGAACGGAAGAGGCAGGGUUACACACACGAGCUUAUUGUUACAGAGGAGAACUAUGUCAAUGACCUGCAGCUAGUCACUGAGACGUUCCAGAAGCCUUUGCUGGAGUCGGAAUUGUUGACUGAGAAGGAGGUGGCCAUGAUCUUUGUCAACUGGAAAGAGCUGAUCAUGUGCAACAUUAAGCUGCUCAAGGCGUUGCGGGUGAGGAAGAAGAUGUCAGGUGAGCGCAUGCCGGUGAAGAUGAUUGGUGACAUCCUGACGGCUCAGCUUCCUCACAUGCAGCCUUACAUCCGCUUCUGCAGCUGCCAGCUCAAUGGCGCCACCCUCAUUCAGCAGAAGACGGACGAGGUGCCUGAAUUCAAAGAGUUUGUUAAGAGGUUGGCGAUGGACCCUCGCUGUAAGGGAAUGCCCCUGUCCAGUUUCCUCCUCAAACCCAUGCAGAGAGUCACCCGAUACCCCCUCAUCAUCAAAAACAUUUUAGAGAACACUCCAGAGAGCCACCCGGACCACAGUCACCUGCGGCUGGCUCUGGAGAAGGCUGAAGAGCUGUGCUCACAAGUCAACGAAGGCGUGCGAGAGAAAGAAAACUCAGACCGGCUGGAGUGGAUCCAGGCACAUGUGCAGUGUGAGGGGCUGUCGGAGCAACUUGUGUUCAACUCGGUUACAAACUGUCUGGGCCCUCGGAAGUUCCUGCACAGUGGAAAACUCUACAAAGCCAAAAGCAACAAGGAGCUUUACGGCUUCCUGUUUAACGAUUUCCUGCUCCUCACGCAGAUCAUCAAACCUCUGGGCUCGUCUGGAACAGACAAAGUCUUCAGUGCGAAAUCCCACCUGCAGUAUCGCAUGUACAAAACGCCCAUCUUUCUCAAUGAGGUGCUGGUGAAGCUGCCCACUGAUCCUUCAGGAGAUGAACCCAUAUUCCACAUAUCUCACAUCGACAGAGUCUACACUAUACGGGCUGAGAGCAUCAACGAGCGGACGGCUUGGGUGCAGAAGAUCAAAGCUGCAUCUGAGCUCUUCAUCGAAACAGAGAAGAAGAAGAGAGAGAAAGCCUACUUGGUGAGGUCUCAGAGGGCCACUGGUAUCGGGCGGCUAAUGGUGAACAUUGUUGAAGGCAUUGAGUUAAAGCCCUGCCGCUCAAAUGGGAAGAGUAACCCAUACUGUGAGGUGACGAUGGGCUCUCAGUGUCACGUCACUAAGACGCUGCAGGACACUCUGAACCCUAAAUGGAACUCAAACUGCCAGUUCUUCAUCAAAGACCUGGAGCAGGAUGUGCUGUGUGUCACGGUGUUUGAGAGGGAUCAGUUCUCCCCGGACGAUUUCUUGGGCAGGACGGAGAUUCGGCUGGCCGACAUCAAGAAGGACCAGGGCUCUAAGGGGCCCAUCACCAAGCGUCUGCUUUUACACGAAGUCCCUACGGGAGAGAUUGUGGUGCGACUGGACCUCCAGCUCUUUGAUGAACCCUGACCCACGUUGUUUGACUUGACCUUUUGACCCCCCAGAUUCCAUUUCCGCUACUCCUCCGUGGUGAAAGCCCACCAUCCAGAUGUGACAGUCCCACUCCACCCAGCGUCAUGAAUCCCAGAGUGUGAAUGUGUGUAUUUGCGCAAGCGUUUGUGAGUCUGCAAAAUGCUGUAACAGUCUUAAUCGGUGAUCCCAAUUGGAUUUUUAUUGUCCUUGAUACCUUUUCAAGACAAGUGUGUGAAUGAAAAUGAAUGAUGUACUGUAGAGGGAACCUCUCAGUUCCCUAAUGAUGUGAAGGACGUCUCAGGAUGCUGUGAUUUUUAAAGAGUCAAACAUACAGUAGUUGUAUUUAACACUCUAAUGACCCGAGAACAGUAGUGCCGUUUGAAACAAUAUUAGAAUUAUAGAAUACCCAGGAUCAUUCUAGAAUGAAAACCUGUAAGAAUAUUGUUUCAAAUGGCACUACUGCACUGCCAUUCCAGUGAAAUCCAUCAUUAUGGGUGAAUCUCAUGAAACCUUA
Molecule: messenger RNA, 5590 nt
Organism: Sinocyclocheilus grahami
Lineage: Eukaryota; Metazoa; Chordata; Actinopteri; Cypriniformes; Cyprinidae
Gene: itsn1
Product: intersectin 1 (SH3 domain protein)
Biological process (GO): intracellular signal transduction; positive regulation of Rho protein signal transduction
Molecular function (GO): guanyl-nucleotide exchange factor activity; calcium ion binding; protein binding
Source: RefSeq, a predicted model, not a curated record